AUGACGACCGACAGCGCGACUGCAGUCCGGGCGCCCAGGAACCACCCAGAACUGUUUCUUCCUACGAUAUGGAGCGCGCUUGCGCAAGAGCGAAGACACACUCUGACGGAGUAUGGAGUGCUUGUGCUGACGUCUAUGGCUUUCUUUGAGGACUUCGGAUCGAGCUCUGUCGGCGACGUUCGCGAGGGCGCUCAACAGGCUCGGGCGCUGCUGCGCUCUUCCUCUGUCUACUCUGUGCCCGUGUAUCCCGACCGUCUAGCGAGAUCCCAUGGCGCCAGCAUUACCUUCUGGCAUCUGCCCCGGCGUCGCGCCAUGCAUCCGAUCGCAGAACAUAGAUGCGACGCGACCAAGGAGGACGUCAAGAAAGCUGUUCGCAGUGUUCGCGCGCAGGGCGUGGCGCCUCUGUUCGCUCUGGUGGACAGCGACGGGCGACUCAGGCUGUGCGACCCCUCGCAGAUCAUGCAUGGCCGCAAAAGAUCCAAGCAGCCGAACGAUGUGUACUAUGUGUUUGGCGAUGAAGACAGCAAGAUCUGGGUCAUGAAGAAGUUCAACAGCCACCGAACGUAG
This is a messenger RNA of Alternaria atra, 567 nucleotides long. RefSeq lists its product as uncharacterized. The transcript has a single exon. The coding region runs from base 1 to 567 and encodes 188 amino acids. The record is from RefSeq and is a predicted model, not a curated record. NCBI's taxonomy places the organism in Eukaryota, Fungi, Ascomycota, Dothideomycetes, Pleosporales, Pleosporaceae.